CGUGGCUGCAGCUUCCCAGGGAGCAGCCCAGGGGCCGCCCCAACGUUCAGCCUUUCCCUCUGGAUUUUCUAGAAGAUUCAACAGUGAGACACAUUCCACGUUCCCUUCAUCCCAGGAAGGAGAAUCUGCAAAGUGCCUUGUAAAGUUCCUUAAGGUAAAUUACUUCUUCCCGGGAGCUGGGCUGCAGCAGUGCAGUCCUGCUUUCAGCUACCAGGCUUGGAGUUCAGCCUCUCCCCUGGACACCCUGAGCCUAAUGAAUUGUAAAGGGAGGAGCCAUCACAGCUAAAAUGAAGCCCAAGGAAGAAAAAGUGAAAAUAAUUACAGAGGAGUUCAUUGAAGACCGUGAGGAUGCAGAUGAGGGAAGACAGAAGAAGACCGUGAAGGUUGCAAGACAAAAAGGAAAGAAGCAGCUGUCGGCUGCUGGCCCCAAGGAAAUGGUGUCUGAAAAAUCCCAUCCAGACGACCAGCAGGAGCCCGUGCAGGAAGGUUCUGACACUCACCUCCUGGGCAUGACGAGCCGACGAGGCCCACGGAGCUUACCUCCAAUUCCUUCAGCUUCCAGAACAGGCUUUGCAGAAUUUUCCAUGAGAGAACGCAUGAGGGAGAAAUUACAAGCUGCAAGGUCCAAAGCAGAAAGUGCGUUGCUGCAGGAAAUUCCCACCCCUCGGCCCAGGCGCUUACGACGUCCCAGUGAGAAAGAAUUGGAGACUGAAUUUGGCACAGAGCCAGGUAGAGAGGUACAAAGGACUCAACAAGAAGAUGACUCCCAAGGUUUUUCAAGAGUAAAAUUCCAUGAUUCUGCGCGAAAAAUCAAGUCUAAACCCCCGGUUCCGCCUGGCUUCCCUUCUGCUGAGGAAGCUUAUAACUUUUUUACUUUCAACUUUGAUCCCGAACCAGAGGAAUCAGAGGAAAAACCAAAAGCAAAAAGUAGACAUGGAACUAACCAAGAGGAGGAGGAAGGAGAGGAAGAAGAGCCACCUAUGCAAGGAGGAGUAAACAAAAUGGACGAGGAAGAGCUGCUCGAUGGUGGGGAUACUGAGCAUCUCCUACUGGGCUUAGAUCACGCGGCUGAAGAUUUUGUGGCAGUCAGACCUGCGGAAUAUGAAAGUGUCCACAUCCGUCUGCAGAUGGAAAAAGAACUCCUGUUCAUACCCAGCACGUUGACAGUGCCUACGUAUAAAAAGCUUCCUGAGAAUGUGCAGCCCAGGUACCCGGAAGACGAAGGCCUUUACAUCGGGGCAAGACUGGAGGUGCCGAGAACCAACCAGAACAUCAUGGAGAACAGGUUGCUGGUGCAGGAGCCCGGGAGGAGAUGGUUCGGAGAUGAUGGAAGAAUCCUAGCACUGCCAAACCCCAUCAAGCCAUUUCCUUCAAGACCACCCAUGCUGACACAGGAGCAAGACAUUAAGGCAGAACUCGAAACACUGUAUAAAAAGGCAGUAAAAUACAUCCACAGAAGUCAGCAUUUGAUUGGAUCUGGAGACCCUCCUGGAAAUUUCCAACUGGACAUUGAUAUUUUGGGGUUAAUCUUCACACAUCAUCCCUGUUUUAGCCGAGAGCAUGUUUUGGCAGCCAAACUGGCCCAGUUAUAUGACCAGUACCUUGCAAGACGCCAGAGACACAAGGCACAAUUUCUUACCGACAAGCUCCAAGCUCUAAGAAAUGCUGUUCAGAUGGGCCUUAACCCAGCAAAAACUCCUAAGUCUCUUGAAACAACCCAAAAAACCAUCAAUGAGUAUAAAUCUGAAAUUCGGCAAACAAGAAAACUGCGUGAUGCUGAACAAGAAAAAGAUCGAACAUUGCUUAAGACCAUCAUAAAAGUCUGGAAAGAGAUGAAAUCCCUUCGAGAGUUCCAGAGGUUUACAAAUACACCCUUGAAACUUGUUUUGAGAAAGGAAAAAGUUGACCAGAAAGCUGAUGAAGAAGCAUAUGAAGCAGAAAUUCAGGCCGAGAUAAGUGAAUUGUUGGAAGAGCACAUGGAAGAGUACGAACAGAAGAUCGAGGAAUACAGAAGUGCACAGCAGCAGUGGAAAGCCUGGAAGAAAGCCCAGAGGGCCAAAAAGAAGAAAAACAAACAAGCAGUCGAAGAACAUCCUGAUGAGAUGAAGGAGCCAGAUCCUGGGGAGGAGCCUGUGAAACCUGUCCCUCCAGAGCCCACAGAUCGGGCUGUGAUAGAGCAACAGGUGAGGGAGAGAGCAGCCCAGAGCCGGAAGAGGCCCGGGGAGCCCACGCUGGUCCCAGAGUUGAGCCUUGCGGGGAAUGUGACACCCAACGACCAGUGUCCCAGGGUGGAGGUCUUGCGAAGGGAGGACGUCAAGAGGCGCUCGCUGUAUUUAAAGGUGACCUUCAACAACAAGGAAGUGUCCAGGACCGACAGUCGGCCACUUGGGGCCGACUUCCGUGUUCACUUUGGACAGAUUUUCAACUUGAAAAUAUUCAACUGGCCGGAGAGUUUAACACUUCAGGUAUAUGAAACAGUUGGACACAGUGGUACCACCUUGCUAGCAGAAGUGUUUCUGCCUAUUCCUGAAACGACUGUUGUCUCUGGAAGAGCUCCCACUGAAGAAGUGGAGUUUAGCAGUAACCAGCAUGUGACACUGGACCACGAGGGAGUUGGCAGUGGAGUACCCUUCUCAUUUGAAGCUGAUGGUAGUAAUCAACUGAUUCUAAUGACCUCGGGGAAAGUGUCCAACAGUGUGGCAUGGGCCAUUGGAGAAAAUGGGAUUCCUUUAAUUCCUCCAUUGUCACAGCAGAAUAUUGGAUUUAGAAGCGCUUUGAAGAGAGCAGAUGCCAUCUCAUCUAUCGGCACAUCAGGACUGACAGACAUGAAAAAGUUGGCCAAGUGGGCAGCAGAGUCCAAGCUUGACCCCAAUGACCCCAGCAAUGCCCCUUUGAUGCAGCUCAUCUCGGUUGCUACCAGUGGUGAAUCCUACAUCCCUGAUUUCUUUCGACUGGAACAGCUACAACAGGAAUUUAACUUUGUUUCAGAUGAGGAAUUAAACAGAUCCAAACGAUUCAGGCUUCUUGGUCUUAGAAGCCAAGGGGUGCCAGAAUUCCGAAAUUAUAAACAAAUUCCAAUGUAUGACCGAGAAAUUAUGGAAAAGGUAUUCCAGGACUAUGAGAAACGGUUACGAGACAGAAAUGUAAUUGAAACCAAAGACCACAUAGAUACCCACAGGGCCAUAGUAGCCAAGUACCUCCAGCAGGUUAGAGAAUCAGUGAUAAAUCGUUUUCUAAUUGCAAAACACCAUUUUCUUCUUUCGGAUUUGGUAGUAGAAGAAGAAGUUCCCAAUAUCAGUUCUGAAGGCUCGGGCAUUUUGGGCCUGAGCCUUUUCAAGCUGGCAGAACAAAAACGACCACUGAGGCCAAGGAGAAAAGGUCGGAAGAAGGUGACAGCCCAAAACCUGUCUGAUGGAGACAUAAAGCUGCUGGUGAACAUUAUCCGGGCUUACGACAUUCCAGUGAGGAAGCCAACGACAAGCAAAUUCCAGCAGCCAUCGAGAUCUUCAAGGACUUUCAGCGAAAAGCGUGCUGCUUCCCCAACCACACCAAGCGCAACCCACAGUGCUGACUACCCCCUCGGCCAGGUUUUAGUACGUCCUUUUGUAGAAGUUUCAUUUCAGCGAACAAUUUGCCAUACAACUACAGCUGAAGGUCCAAACCCCAGCUGGAAUGAAGAACUCGAACUUCCAUUUAGGGCCCCCAAUGGGGAUUACAGCACCACCAGUUUGCAGUCAGUGAAAGAUGACGUGUUCAUCAACAUUUUUGAUGAAGUUCUAUAUGAUGUCUUAGAGGAUGACCGUGAAAGAGGAAGUGGAAUCCACACCCGUAUUGAGAGACACUGGUUGGGAUGUGUGAAAAUUCCAUUUAGCACGAUAUAUUUCCAGGCAAGGAUUGAUGGGACAUUUAAAAUCAAUAUUCCCCCAGUUCUUCUGGGCUACAGUAAGGAACGAAGUGCGAUUAUUGAGCGGGGUUUUGACGCUGUCCGAAGCCUGAGUGAAGGCUCCUACAUCACCCUGUUCAUUACCUUGGAGCCUCAGCUGGUUCCUGGGGAGUCGGUUCGAGAAAAGAUGAGUGACAUGCUUAAAAAGUUUGAUUCUCAGGAAGAUGAGAAAUUGCUUCAAGCGACUGAGAAGUUUCAAGCUGAAUGUGCCUUAAAGUUUCCAAAUCGUCAGUGCCUUACAAGAGUGGUUGACAUUAGUGGGAAAACCGUCUUCAUUACUCGUUAUCUCAAGCCUUUAAAUCCUCCUCAGGAGCUCCUUAACACUCACCCCAACAAUCCCCAGGCAACCGCAGAACUGGUGGCUCGAUAUGUGUCUUUGAUUCCUUUCUUGCCUGACACUGUUUCAUUUGCUGGUAUCUGUGACCUGUGGAGCACAUCUGAUCAAUUUCUUGAUCUCCUGGCAGGAGACGAAGAAGAGCAUGCAGUAUUACUGUGCAAUUACUUCCUCUCCCUGGGUAAGAAGGCCUGGCUGGUGAUGGGCAAUGCUAUUCCUGAGGGUCCAACUGCCUAUGUGCUAACUCGGGAGCAAAGUCACUAUUUAAUAUGGAAUCCCUGCAGUGGACAUUGUUAUGGACAAUUUGAUACAUUCUGCCCCUUAAAAAGCGUGGGCUGUUUAAUAGGUUCCGAUAAUAUUUGGUUUAAUAUUCAACAAUAUGAUUCCCCAUUAAGGAUGAAUUUUGAUGUCACCAAGCCCAAGCUAUGGAAAUCUUUCUUUUCAAGAAGGCUUCCAUAUCCUGGCCUUUCCAGUGUUCAGCCAGAAGAGCUAAUUUACCAGCGCACCGACAAAGUGGCUGCAGCUGAACUACAAGACAGGAUUGAAAAAAUACUAAAAGAAAAAAUCAUGGACUGGAGGCCUCGCCAUCUGACUCGGUGGAAUAGAUACUGUACCUCUACUCUGCGUCACUUCUUGCCUCUAUUAGAAAGAAAUCAUGGAGAAGAUGUGGAAGACGACCACAGAGCAGAACUGCUGAAACAGCUAGGAGACUACAGGUUCUCUGGAUUUCCCCUUCACAUGCCAUACUCUGAAGUGAAGCCUUUAAUUGAAGCUGUGUAUAGCACUGGAGUACAUAAUACUGAUGCGCCUAAUGUUGAAUUUGCUUUAGCUGUAUAUAUCCACCCAUAUCCCAAAAAUGUUUUGUCUGUUUGGAUCUAUGUUGCCUCCCUUAUACGCAACAGAUAAUUUUUUCAUUGUAUGUUUUAUAUCAUGUAAAAAUGAUAAUUAAGAUAUGAGAAUAUUUUUUAAGUGCUCUUGAUCUAAGGGAAGAAAAUACAAAUAAUGAAAUAAAA
Molecule: messenger RNA, 5290 nt
Organism: Globicephala melas (long-finned pilot whale)
Lineage: Eukaryota; Metazoa; Chordata; Mammalia; Artiodactyla; Delphinidae
Gene: CC2D2A
Product: coiled-coil and C2 domain containing 2A
Biological process (GO): non-motile cilium assembly; protein localization to ciliary transition zone
Cellular component (GO): ciliary transition zone
Source: RefSeq, a predicted model, not a curated record